AUGUCAACAGCUGAGUUUACGAGACGUCAAAAUUCGCAAGCAAAGCAGUCGGCGAGUCUGAUUAGAACACGUCAGUAAUUUAGCUUUAUAAUAAACGUGUUGAAUGAGAAAUAAUUCUUAUCCAUUUUAUAUAUCGAGUUUAAGUUGUGCCUGCUGUGCGUAUUGAAUUCACCAGUGUUGUGUUUCGAGAAAGCUCUUCGAUCGAUAAAGGGCUGUGUCAACAUGCGAAGCGGAAGAAAAAAUGUAAUAAACAUGAUAUUCGCCCUCAUGAUAUUGCCUCUCGCGUAUUGCAGUGUACAGCCGCCUGUAGUGAACCCUGACAUUUUAACGCAGUCUAAGAACCUUGGAGAGUGUCAGGCUUGUAAAUUAUUCGUAGACUCAUUCAAGAAAGGUUUAGAACGAACUGCUAGGGGUAAAUACGAGGGAGGCGACGCGGCGUGGGAGGAAGAGAAACUGAAGCUGUCGUACAAGCGAAGCGAGAUGAGGUUAAUUGAUAUACAAGAAGGGCUGUGUAAAGAGGGCAAAAACUCGAUCCAGUGUCAUCAUAUGGCUGAAAAAGCUGAAGAAUUCAUUGAAACAUGGUGGGCACAAGACCCAGAUGAGUCUGCUGACUUAUAUACCUACAUCUGCAUAGAAAAAAUGCAAGUUUGUUGUCCAAAACACCAUUUCGGCAAAGACUGUACUCCUUGCCCUGGUGAUCAUGAGAAAUUAUGCAGCGGCAAUGGCAAAUGUCGAGGUGAUGGGACCAGGAAGGGAAAUGGAACCUGCUUGUGUGACGCUGGAUACACGGGCGACAACUGUGAUCAAUGUAUGACUGGGUAUUAUUUGUCAUACAAGGAUGACACAAAGAUGUUGUGUUCUCCGUGCCAUGUGUCUUGUAUGGGUGGUUGUCGGGCAGGCUCACAGAAAGACUGUGUGGCGUGCAAGGCAGGCUUUACAUUUGACUCAGACGAAGGGUGCCUGGAUGUCAAUGAAUGUGAUGAUGUGAAUAAAUGUAAUAAAGACCAAUUUUGCCUGAACUCCAUUGGGUCGUUUACUUGUAUGUCGUGUGAUAAGUCCUGUGAUACCUGCCACGGUGAUGGGCCGGACAUGUGCAGGAAGUGUGCCAAAGGAUACUCCAAGAAGGGAGAGUUCUGUAUAGCCGAUAGGGAAGACGAGGACCAAUCUGAGAAGCUCACUACUACAAGGUACAUGACAUAUGUGGGUCUGCUGAUUGCGACGGGCAUACUCCUGCCCAGGUCUACCUCUUUGGGCAGUAUUGUGGGAGCCAUGGUGUUAUCCUACAUACUAGGAGCCGAGUAUUACUGUAUGAUAAACGGACAUACAGGAUUAGUCGAUCUGAGGCAUUUCGACUUAGCUCGAAUGUUUCAUACUUAGAGAAUUUUUCUAAUUUAAGUUUUGGCAGAAAUAGCAUAUUGUAUUGGGAUUAUUUAUGUUUCUAGGCAGCAGUAAUUAAUGGAUCAUAGUUUAAUAGCCCAAAAUUUUACCUACUUUAUGAUUUAUGAUUAAAACUUUAUCAAGUUGAUAAUUUACUGGGUAAAAACUAAUUUGGAUUUAAUUGUACACUAUAAAUAUACUCCAAUAUGCUGUGUAUAUUUCUGCCAAGAGUAACAGUGAAAUAAGUUAACACGAAAUUAAUAUUUAUUUGUAACUUUGUAAGCAAUUAAACUAACUAAAUGAGUGAAGUUUCAUCAGUGAGAAUAUUUAAUAAGGUUUUAACUUUUUAAUGUUUGUUUUUAAUUUUUUAAGUUUGUAAUAAAACUGCUAAGUCAUAGGUAAUUUUAUGAAAUUAAAUAGUAUUAAUUAAUUAAUCAUGUUAAAAGCAUUUGGUAAACUGCAAUAACUACCAACUACCAUAAUGUAAGUAAGAAAUCUAUUUUUCACAGAUCAUCAAUGUCAGAAUUAUUUUAAUGUUUUUUUUUGACGUCGUUUUUGUUCAUUCCAUCCAUGUGUAACGCAAUUAUUAUGAACAGCUGUUUUUAUUUAUUUAUGAAAUAAAAUAAUUUUAAAUCUCAAUUUUUGUAUGACGGGGUACAGUGUAUUUAACUGAUUGCUCAUAUGAUGUGUUGUUAAAUAAGUCACCGAUAUUGUUUGUAAAUACCUCAUUUGUUGUGUUAUUAUUAAGGAUAUACGUUUUAUAAUUGAAUUAUGUUUAUGUCGGUAAAUAGACUCUUGUAUGCAGUGGUAAAAAGGUGUCUUAUUGAUUUUUGCGGCGAAAAGUAUACAUAGUCCAAUUAUUUUACCUUAUCCAUAUUAUUUUUUGUUGAGAGAAGAAAAAUAAACAUCUACAUUCAUUGAUGCUUUUUUUUACAAAAAGCCCGCCAUAAUAUGACGUUUAAUUUUGUCAUAGACAAUUCCUGUUUUCUUUUUCUCUACAAUAAAUUGUGCAAGAUAUCGUUGGCCACGUCCUGUCCGCGGCGGAUACUGACCUAUUGUAUACAAGAGCCUUAAACCGCGACUCAAACAGAUUAGCAGUAUUGAAUGAACGUAAACGCAAUCAUUACAACUCCGUUGGUUUCUUUUGUAAAAAUAAAUGGUUUUACAUUA
Messenger RNA from Spodoptera frugiperda (fall armyworm), 2547 nucleotides. RefSeq names its product cysteine-rich with EGF-like domain protein 2. Lineage: Eukaryota; Metazoa; Arthropoda; Insecta; Lepidoptera; Noctuidae. Bases 223 to 1377 code for a protein of 384 amino acids. The transcript has 3 exons. Gene Ontology annotation, molecular function: calcium ion binding. The record is from RefSeq and is a predicted model, not a curated record.